ACUCUGUCUCCAAAGCCAAGGCAAACCUGGAAAAAAUGUGUCGCACACUGGAAGAUCAGCUAAGUGAGAUCAAGACAAAAGAAGAGGAACAUCAGCGCAUGAUCAAUGACCUCAAUACUCAAAGAGCUCGUCUGCAGACAGAAGCAGGUGAAUAUUCGCGCCAGGUGGAAGAAAAAGAUGCUUUGAUAUCUCAGCUGUCCAGAGGCAAGCAGGCAUUUACUCAACAGAUUGAGGAACUAAAGAGACAUUUAGAGGAAGAAAUAAAGGCCAAGAGCGCCCUAGCCCACGCCUUGCAGUCUGCUCGCCACGACUGUGACUUGCUCCGGGAGCAAUACGAGGAGGAGCAGGAAGCCAAGGGGGAGCUGCAGCGUGCCCUGUCCAAGGCCAACAGCGAAGUGGCCCAGUGGAGAACCAAAUAUGAGACGGACGCUAUUCAGCGCACGGAGGAGCUGGAGGAGGCCAA
Molecule: messenger RNA, 463 nt
Organism: Leptosomus discolor (cuckoo roller)
Lineage: Eukaryota; Metazoa; Chordata; Aves; Leptosomiformes; Leptosomidae
Source: RefSeq, a predicted model, not a curated record